AUGAUUCUUGGCCGGACGUGGGAUGCGGCUUUCCUGGUCGGACGGCGCGAUCGGCCGUGGUACGUGAGUUGUGCCGCACGGCCGCGAGGCGUUGCUUCCCGGCUCUCACGUUGUGAUCAUGCGCGGCAUUGGCUGCGUGGUUCUGACUUGGCCGACCGCGGGACGUUGCUCCCCAUGUCGGUACGUGGGCUCGGCCGUGGUUCAGGCGGGAUGGACGUGUUCGGACUUUGGCCGACCGUGGAACGUUCCUCGGCCGGCCGUUCUGCACGGCUUAGCCGCGGUUUCUCGAUAGAGCCGCCUGGACCAGUCCUUGCUAUUUUGGCCAUAACUCCUUUUCUACUCAUCCAAUUGAGGCCAUUCCUCUUGCGUUGGAAAUUUAACUCACUCAGAGCACGCAUGGAACUGGUCUUUAUGAAAUCCAUUGAGUAG
Molecule: messenger RNA, 429 nt
Organism: Microthlaspi erraticum
Lineage: Eukaryota; Viridiplantae; Streptophyta; Magnoliopsida; Brassicales; Brassicaceae
Source: the annotation of a GenBank genome assembly